This is a messenger RNA of Dicrocoelium dendriticum, 822 nucleotides long. NCBI's taxonomy places the organism in Eukaryota, Metazoa, Platyhelminthes, Trematoda, Plagiorchiida, Dicrocoeliidae. The record is from the annotation of a GenBank genome assembly.
AUGACCUUGAUGAACCUCCGGCAGCCCGCGCUCUACGCGAUCCCGACCCCGCACACUCCAUUCCGGUCCGCACACGUACCGCUCCGCCGCUGUACCGCCGCGGCCCCGGGCCCCGCCCGGCCCGCCGUCCGCUCCGGCGGCCCCGCCGCGCCGGCGUCCCCGCGCGAGUCCGGCCGCAUCCGGCGUGAGUUUUAUGUCCGCAGCGCUCCGCACUCCGCCCGCGCCCACGCCGCCCGACGCCGCCGCCCGGGCCCGGCCGCGCGCGCACCCCGCCGCCGCCGAGGGGCGGCCGCCGCGCGUCCGGGCGCACCGCGCCGGCGGGAAUCCGCCCGGCGGGCCCGCCGCCCGACGUCCGCGGCCCGCCCGCGCGGCCCGGCGCCCGGCCGCCCCGAAGUAGGCCCGCCGCCCGGCGCCCCGCCCGGCCCGCCCCCCGGCCCCAGUCCGCUAAAAGCAGCCGCCGCACCCCGCCGCGCACGCCACGUCCGGCCCCGUCAUACCGCCCGCCGCCGGAGCCGGGGCGCCCCGCCUCCGCCGGCCGCCCGGCGCCUCCGCCGCCCCGCCGGCCACGCGCCGCCCACCCUCCGCGCGCCGGCCGACCCGCGCGCCCAGCCGCCCCCGCCAGACGGAGUCCCGCCUACCCGGGCUCCCCCCGCCGCCACGCGGCGGGCCCACCCGCGUCGCGCGGCCCCCGCCCCCAUGCGCGCCCACUCCGCACCCCGCGCGUCACACCGAGACCGUUGCCAACCUCAGCCUCCGUCAAAGGUGGGCCAUCUAAAACAAUUACAUAGAAAUCGCGAAUACCAUCUUUACAUUCUAUCUUAG